This is a messenger RNA of Orycteropus afer afer, 798 nucleotides long. It is a transcript of the gene TMEM270, whose product is annotated as transmembrane protein 270. Bases 1 to 798 code for a protein of 265 amino acids. The record is from RefSeq and is a predicted model, not a curated record. NCBI's taxonomy places the organism in Eukaryota, Metazoa, Chordata, Mammalia, Tubulidentata, Orycteropodidae. The transcript is spliced from 3 exons.
AUGGAGGCCGUCCCUCUGGCCAGACCCAGUCUCUCGGGGAUUCUGCUGCAGGUUGCGAGGCUCUCAGUGCUGCUGGUCCAGAACCGGGUCCACCUCUAUAAUUUCCUGCUCCUGAGGAUCGGCCUGUUCAACCACUGGGUGUCAGAGCUGGCGCAGGAGGCCUGGGGCUCCGGCGGCAGGCAGGCCCACGCAGCCCCGGGGGGCUCAGCCAGCCCAGUGGGCUGGGCUGCACGUGCUGGGCUGGCGCUGAUAGAGAUCCCCGUGUGGCUGGCACUGUGCGUGCCCAGGCUGGUGUGGGGCAGCGUGCUGGGCUGGGCCCGGGCCUUGGGUCUGUCCCCACGAUGUCUGCACGCCCAGGGGCAGCUGGGUCACUCUGCGGCCACCUGGACGGACCUGCUUCUGUCCUGUUUGCACAGCCUGAUGCUGGCGGCCUUGCUGCUGCUGCUGCUGGCCUGGAGGCUGUGCCGGACGGCCCACCGCGUCAGCCUGGGCCAGCUGCCCAGCAAGGGCCUGCUGGAGAGCCGCCUGGUGCCGGAGCUCCUGUCACUGCUGAAGCGUCUGUACCAGUGGAUGGAGAACACGGUGACGCUCACCUACUGGCACCUGGCCUACCUGGUCACCUGGACCACCUGCCUCGCCUCCCACUUACUGCAGGCUGCCUUCGAGCACACAGUCCAGUUGGCCCAGGAGGCUGAACCCCAGGAGGCCUCAUGGCCCUUGCUGGAGUCCCCACUUCUUGAGUCCCUGACCCCCAAGGCUGGACCAGCCUUGCCAGAGCCUGAAACUGCUGGAGAAUAA